UCGCACCCGUCUUCGUCGGCGGCCGAAACGUCAUCAUGGACAACCCGCAAACCACGGAUUUUGUGCAGAAGAUCAAUUUGGAAGCUUUACAAUGUAACUAUUCACUGGAGCAAAAAUGGAAAGGCCAGAAAAGAGAAUAUGAAGAAUUACAUACAUGUUUAGAAGAAUUUCCUAAAGAAUUGUCAGCACCAAUAAUGAUGCCAAUUGGAACUAAAGUGUUUAUACGUGCACAAUUAUGUAAUACGAACGAAGUGUUUAUUAGAUACGAUGAUAUUUUCACUAAACAGACAGCCUAUGAGGCUAAAGCUGUUUGUAAAAGACAAAUCAAAAGGUGUGAUGAUAUGAUUGAAAAUCUAGAAAAAGAAAAACAAUUUUUAAGUAAAAAUUGUAGUGCCAGACAAGAAAUAUUUUCUGAUUCGCAAUCAGACGAAUUAAAAGAAAUAGUUGAACCAUAUGAUGAAGAGAAAGAAGCAGAAUGGAAAGAAUUACAUAAGCAAAAAGUAAAAGAAUAUAAACAGCAGUUAGCAGAGGAAAAAAAUAAAAACAAAAUUACAGAAAAAAUGAGUUAUGAACAAUUAUGGAAUCUAUGUGAUCUCUCAAAAUAUGCUUCAAAUGAGGAUGAUGAUUCUGAUGAUGAAGACUUAGAUAGUAAUGAUAUUGAUGAUGAUUUUCUUGAUGAAGAUGAUGAUGAUGAUGAUGAUGAUGACGAUGAUGAAGAUAGUAAAAUAGAAAUAGUUUUUACUAAUGAUGUACCAGAAACCACGAGAAAUGUGAAGAAAAAAAUUAAAAAAAGAGUAUCAUUUAAUAAUGAUGUUCAAAUUAAAGAAUUUGAAGCAAGACCUGAAGAACAUUUCAUACGUAGAAGAGAAGAAACUAAUAAUGAAAAUGAGAACCCUAAAAUACUUGUAACUGAAAUCAAUGAUAUAGUUGAAAGAAUUUCUGAUACGUGUCUCGAAAAUGAAACUGAUGAAGAAGAGAACCCAAGACCCAUGAGUAGAUUCAAAGCAAAUCGAAAUAAAAGCAAAAACUAUUAAAUUGCAGUUAUAUAUAUAUAUUUAUUUUGUUAAAUUUAAGCUGUUAAUAAAGCU
Sipha flava (yellow sugarcane aphid) is the source of this 1088-nucleotide messenger RNA. Its product is annotated as unconventional prefoldin RPB5 interactor-like protein. Gene Ontology annotation, biological process: negative regulation of phosphatase activity; negative regulation of transcription by RNA polymerase II. Bases 36 to 1034 code for a protein of 332 amino acids. Lineage: Eukaryota; Metazoa; Arthropoda; Insecta; Hemiptera; Aphididae. The record is from RefSeq and is a predicted model, not a curated record. The transcript has 6 exons. Gene Ontology annotation, molecular function: chromatin binding; phosphatase inhibitor activity; transcription corepressor activity.